This is a messenger RNA of Nymphaea colorata (pocket water lily), 3674 nucleotides long. Its product is annotated as nitrate regulatory gene2 protein-like. NCBI's taxonomy places the organism in Eukaryota, Viridiplantae, Streptophyta, Magnoliopsida, Nymphaeales, Nymphaeaceae. The record is from RefSeq and is a predicted model, not a curated record. The coding region runs from base 859 to 3210 and encodes 783 amino acids. The transcript has 4 exons.
AGAGAGAUGGCGGGAGGGAGGAGUGCUGAUAAGAAGGGCGAAGGGCGAAGGGCGAAGGGCGGUUCGCCAGAGAAAGAGAGAGACACAGUUGGAACAAUUUUGGUUUGGACUGGAGUGCCAAACAGGAGACAAUUCUUCUUCUUCUUCGUCUUCUUCUUCCGUUCUUGUCGCAAAGCCUUCUUUUUUUUUUCCUACCACUUUCUGUCAUCGGUUUUUCGUUUUGUGGAAGUUUGGGUUCUUUUCUGAAGGGCAAUCGUCUAAGAGUGGGAGCUUUUGUUGGUAUUUGUUGGUGCCUUGGGUUCAGGUAAGAGUUGCUCCUGCUACUGCUACCAAGCAUAUGAGAUGAUAUUGGAGCGACAUGGAGUUGGUUUUAGGAUCAAACUGACUGGCCUUCGAACGUUGGGCGGAGAGAAAUUUUCCUUUACUGCGUCAAUAACAAGAUGGUUCGCCACAAGAUUUUGAAGAUGAUUCCGGCUAUUCAAUUUCCUUUUAUGAUCCCCCGGAUUAAUAAUAAUUGAACGCAGAGAGAAAAUUUUCCACCAUGGUAUUGUUUUCUUGCCGGUUUUGUUAAAGAAAUCAUAUGUUUCCUCCUCUGCAUCCUCACAGAUUUUGUGGGUGUGUGUGUGUGUUUGUGUGUGUUGCCGUCUCUGGUAUCUUUAUGGUUGAGCAUUUCAGAGAAUUCUGUUUGAACUUUUUACCACUUUUUCCGGAUUAUACCGCAUGAAUUGUGUGAAAAUCAGUUUUCCUUUUUCCUUUUUGUUUGACGAAUCGCGCGAACUUAGGAUCUGGUUUGGGGUUUCUAACGGGGAAUUAGGAUUUCCGAGGAGAGUGUGGAUCCGAGAUUAGGGAUUCUCUAUAAUGGGCUGCGGACAAUCGAAGCUGGAGGAGACAGACCUGGUGAGGCUCUGCAGGGAACGGAGGCAGUUCAUUCUCUCCGCAGUCGACGAGCGGUACGCUCUCGCCGCAGCGCAUUCCGCCUACAUUCAGUGUCUGGUGAGAGUUGGCGAGUUGGUGCACCUGUUCGUGAACGAGAGGUUCGUUCCUGUCGACCCGAGCUCGUCGCCCGUCCUGACGAUUCCCGACGACGGUAAGAAGGUGUCGCGCAAGAGCUGCUCGGCUUCGACCUCGCUUUCUCACUCGUUGUCGCACCGUUCCUCUCAGGCGUCUCACCUGAAUUUCAAUUCGGACGAGUCGGAUGCUGAGACGGAUUCACUUCUGCAUAGUCCCGUGGUUGUCUCCGACCACCGGAGCUCGCCCGUUCAUGAAUCCCCGGCUCGAAGCCUUCAGGCUACGGUGAACCACAUGAAGUCAAGUGCGAUCCCUUCCGUGGUCUUUGUGGAGCAAAUGCCUCCGUAUGAUCCGGAGACGGUGAUGUGGGGAGGCUCCGACUGGGCUUUCUCAGAGCCGGCGAAAGAUCCGGCGGUGCAAUCACCAUCCCUGAAGCCGCAGCCCCCUCCUUCGCCUCCGAAAACCUCUCACUGGGAUUUCUUCAAUCCAUUCACAGGGUACGAGAACAUGUACGAGUACUACGCUGGAAACCAAAAUUCAAAUGGCAGUAGCCCCGACUUGAGUGAGGUGAGAUUGAAGGAAGGGAUUCCUGAUUUGGAAGACGAAUUGGAGGUCGGAGACGUAAAAGAAGUGGCCAAAGACCAAAAGCCAGGUGUGGUCACAAAGAAGGAACUGAGUGGUAAUAAGGGCUCGGAAAGUGGGCAUAUUUUGAUGGUUGAAGAGGAUGAUGAAAGCGAUCACAGUCACCAUCUUCUGGCGGAGAAAGAAGACGCUGUUCCUCCGGCGGCUGGCGGGGAACUGAAAACUGCUGCAGCUUCUGCGAAUCAUCAGAGAGGAGUGAGUUUAACUGAAGCGGCUUUGGAAGGGGAUGGUGAGUCGACGAAGGUAAUUGUCAUGUCAACGACACAGUGCACAAAGGGUAUAUUGGAUGCCAUUGCUGAAAUUAAGGCUCAGUUCAUGGAUGCUUCUCAGUCGGCCUCAGAGGUUUCAGUGAUACUUGAGGUGGGAAAGCUGCCUUAUCGUCCGAAAAACAUUAUUGUUAAAGCCAAGACGCCACAGUUCUCCUUCAACCUACUAAGCAACUCUCCUUCCGACGUCGUUGAUUCUGGUGAAGAUUUUCCGAUGAAGUCCGACAAGCUUUCAGCAGUUCUAGAAGAGAUAUGCACAUGGGAGAAUAAACUAUACAGAGAAGUUAAGGUCGAAGAGAAAAUGCGACUUAAUUAUGAGAACAAUCUCAAGCGAUUGAGACAUCUGGAGAGUAAAGGUGCAGAACCUCAAAAGCUUUUUGCUAUUCAGGCAACAAUACGGAAACAUCUCACGAGGAUUAGCAUCAGCAUGAAAGCCAUUGAUUCCACAUCGGCAAAGCUUCAUAAGCUUAGAGACUACGAGCUGCAAGACCAACUUACUAGACUGAUUGAAGGGAUGACAAAAAUGUGGAAAGCCAUGUUACUCUCUCAUCAAAAGCAACUACAAGCUAUUUCAGAAGGCAAAACGAGCAGCAUCAUGUGGAGAAGUAUGUCAAGGGACGCAAUUAUGAAAGGAAUAAUGGAGUUGGAAAAAGAAGCUUCACACUGGUGUUCCAGUUUCAUCGACUGGAUGAAUGCUCAGAGAGUAUAUAUCGAGUCCCUGAACAAUUGGUUAUUGAGAUGCAUGCAUCAGGAACAGGAAGUGACAGCAGAUGGAAUUGUGCCCUUCUCUCCAGGCAGAAUGGGAGCACCACCAGUGUUUGUCAUCUGCAACGAUUGGUAUCACAUGACUAAAGGCAUUUCAGUGGACCAAGUUGUAGCAGCUAUGCAUGCAUUUGCAGAAAACAUGCAUAAACUAUUGGAACAGCUGGGGGAGGAGCAACGCCAGAGUAUGAAGACCGACUUUCUCUCAAGUGACCUAAAAAAAAGACAGAGAUUAUUGCAGGAGGAGGAGAACAAGAUGCAGGGGAGCAAUGGUGUAACAGAUAAGCUGGCUAUUUCGGUAAAGAAAAAUAAUAGAAUUCCCUUGGCUGAUAGGAAGAUGGCCCUUGAUGCAAUGAUGAAGAGAUUGGAGGAACAGAAACUAAAGCACGUAGAGGUGGCGAAGGAAAUUCAGGACGGCAUCUUGGAUACCUUAAGGACGGGCUUAUCUCAGAUCUUUGAGGCUAUGAGAGAUUUGGCUUCCUCAAUCGUCAAGGGCUACGAGGAGAUCAGAAUUCCAAAAGUAGGUCAGUAGGUCUUAAAGUGUUCGGCCAAGUCAGUCAUGUAGACGAGAUCACAGGAGCUCGGUUGCUGCAGAAUUUGAUGACAGCCCUUCUUUGAGAAUGACACAGCAGGGAGGAGAUGGAUUUAGGGCACACCCUUUUUUAAACGACUGAGCCAGUUUGAGCUUGGGAUGCAGGUUACGUGGUUCAGGUUUUCUGUUCUUGACAUACAGGAUAUACGCUCAGCCUACGCAAUAAAUAGCAGUACUUAAUUCUUUCAUUAAAUUAUUCUUCGUCUUCUCAGUUAGGUCACCAACGCUGGUUGGUUGAAAAAUACCUGACAUAAAAAAUGUACAACCAGAAUUUUGAUACAAUAGGCUGUACAUUCUAGCAUCUACCAUGACCGCCAAUGUUCGCCUGGCCCUGUAUCACAUCCUGCAGUCGUGUAGCUACAUAUUCUUCAACUUUUACUUUUACUAAUAAUUUCAAUACAAAA